Messenger RNA from Xyrauchen texanus (razorback sucker), 1852 nucleotides. RefSeq names its product cyclin-dependent kinase 5 activator 1-like. The transcript has a single exon. Lineage: Eukaryota; Metazoa; Chordata; Actinopteri; Cypriniformes; Catostomidae. Gene Ontology annotation, biological process: activation of protein kinase activity; positive regulation of cyclin-dependent protein serine/threonine kinase activity; brain development. Gene Ontology annotation, cellular component: cytoplasm; protein kinase 5 complex. Gene Ontology annotation, molecular function: protein kinase binding; cyclin-dependent protein serine/threonine kinase activator activity. The coding region runs from base 286 to 1221 and encodes 311 amino acids. The record is from RefSeq and is a predicted model, not a curated record.
GCUCCUUCCUAUUGCUCGCGCUGUCUGAGGCUGCGCGCGCACUGGGAUGCAGAAGGAGUGGCGGAGCGGUGCGCGCUUGUGACUGAGGCAAGCUUCGAUUGUUAGCUACGGUAACCUACUCAACACAAUAGCUGUUUUCCCCACUGAAUACCCAGUGGUCAAGCGAAACAUAAAUGGACGUGAACCUGUGACUCACAAGUCGCACCUUCCCGAGGCAGUCAACGGAACGAAAGGCGAGACAGAGCAUUCCGAAGGGCCGGUGGGUGUUGGUCUUCAGCGGAAAAGAUGGGCACGGUGCUCUCUAUUUCUCCCACGUCCAGAAAAAGUGGGAUUCUGGAUGAGAAGACGGAUGGGGGGCACGGAGCUAGCGGCAAGACGGAGAAGAGUCUUAAGCGUCAUUCGGUUCUCAUAUCGGCACUGACGUGGAAGCGGUUAGUCGCCGCCUCGGCCAAGAAGAAGAGUGCCAAGAAAGUGAACCCGAACCCACCCGUAUCUCAGAUCAGUAACCCCGUGGACCAGCUCAACACCGAAAAUCUCAAGAAGUCUCAGUCAGGCUCCGAGCGCAAGACGAAGCCUGGACCACUCGCCGUGCCAGUUCCUACCGUCCCGGACAAAAGCCUUCGAUCCAAUCAAACCCAGAAUGCGUCCCAGAACGGAAAACAGAUCCUCUCGGUCCAAAGGCAACCAAGCAGUCGCUCGAUCAUCUCCCCGAGGCGAGUCGUCGUCCAAGCCUCCACUGGAGAGCUCCUUCGCUGCCUGAGUGAGUUCAUGUGCCGGAGGUGCUACAAACUCAAAGAGCUGAGCCCCAAUGAGAUCAUCCUGUGGUUCCGAAACGUUGACCGGUCGCUGCUCAUCCAAGGUUGGCAAGACCAGGGUUUUAUCACUCCUGCCAACUUGGUGUUCGUCUACCUGCUCUGUCGGGAAGCGGUGACCGAGGAUAUAUCCAGCGAGUAUGAGCUGCAGGCCACCUUUCUCACCUGCCUGUACCUCGCGUACUCUUACAUGGGCAACGAGAUCUCAUACCCGCUCAAGCCCUUCCUAGUGGAGAGCAACAAGGAGGUAUUCUGGGAGCGCUCCCUGCGAAUCAUUGAUAAAAUGAGUGCCAAAAUGCUGCAGAUCAACUCCGAUCCGCAUUUCUUCACCGAGGUGUUCCAGGACCUCAAAAACGAGGGUGGCUCCAAUGACACGAACGGAAGAUGGAAUAAUAACCUGGACCGCUAACUUUGGCUAGUUUGAGAAAGGAGAGAGAAGCUCUCUGAUACGUCUCCACACCCUUCCUUUAAGGGUUCAAAAUGAAUGUAAGGCCCGGCGGGUGAAAGUGUAAGAGUUUUGCACUCUUUUGCUAGUUUUUGGCCAUGGACAGGCGUUUUGCCUCACCUCCAUGAGAGGGGGUUCAUGUUAUUACGUGUGUAUAAUACAAUCAUCAUGACCCAGUGAAUGUCGUGCGCGCGAUCUGGGGUUUCGUCAUGGUUUACUUAAUGCAUGCUUAAAGUAGUCUAGUCGUAUCAUCAUUGUGGUUUUCUGAAGAAGAAGAAGAAAAAAAAACGCUAUAUCUGAUGCCGGCCUAAAGUAAGAGAUGUAAAUUAUUAGCAUGUGCGUCAGUGUCGAGGUCUUAUUUUUGUAUUAGUUUCAGGAUCGAUGUGUUCACAGACGCUGAGCUGUCCAGGGCGCUGGCCUGCAACAGACUCUCCUCUUGUCCCCUGUGGCGCUUGAUGCUAUCUGUCUGAACGUUGAAUGUACUGUUUUACAAACAAAACGAUUCUCUACAGUCAUAUAUAUGUGCCAAUUGUCAUAGCAUAAAACGUAAUGUUUUAUAUUGUAUAUUUGAAAAUACAUGACUACAAAUACACAC